UAAAUACAAUGUGCCCUCAAGUGGAUAUCAGUGUAACAUUAUUUGUGUACAGUGUACUAGCAAACAUGAAGACCUUUAUCGCUGUACUAUGCCUGACCGCAGCGGUCUUCGCUGAGCCCAGCAAGGAGCCCACUAAAGUGGUGCAAAAGCGAAGUGGCCUGGUGGGACACUAUGGCGGUCUGUAUGGAAGCAGUCUGGGCGGCCAUGGACUGAGUGGAGGAUACAUCUCAUCGGGAUCUAGCCUUGGCUAUGGAUACGGUGGUCUUGGAGGCGGUUAUGGCGGCGGUUACGGCGGCGGUCUCAGCAGCGGUCUCGGCAGCGGCAUUGGCAGCGGUAUCGGUCUUGGAUCCGGCACCAUCGUCGGCGCUAACGUCCACACCACUGUGACCAAGCACGUUGGAGUGCCCGUGCCUGCUCCUUACCCAGUUGCCGUUGACAGGCCUGUCGCUGUUCCCGUUAAGGUUGCAGUCCCCGUCCCAGUAGACCGUCCCUACCCCGUGCACGUGCCCAGGCCUUACCCAGUGACCGUCGAGAAGCCCGUAGCUGUGCCCGUUGACAGGCCUGUGCCCUACCCAGUGCCCCACGCUGUACCCUACCCAGUUGUUAGACAGGUCGGAGUCCCAGUGCCAGCCCCCUACCCCGUCCCAGUGCCCAGGCCAGUCGCCGUGCCAGUCGCUCAACCAGUAGCCGUGCCAGUUGCCGUCUCUAGCGGCGGUCUCGGCGGUGGAUUGGGAAGCGGUUUCGGCGGUGGUUUCGGAGGCGGUAUCAGCAGCGGUUUCGGCAGCGGUUACGGCAGCGGAUACGGAGGCGGUUACGGAGGCGGCUACAGCAGCUACAGCAGCGGCUACGGUCUCCACGGCGGUAUCAGCAGCGGUCACGGUAUCAUCAGCAGCGGUCACGGCAUCAUCAGCAGUGGUCACGGCAUCCACUAAACUGCUACACUAGUAAUAUUCGGUUGUAAGGGCGGCGUGCUUGGGCGUUAUGAGGCAAGAGUAAUUAAUGACCAUUAUUAUUGUAUAACUGUCUUAAUAUUCCAGUAGUUCAUGUAUCAACACUCAAGAUGCAUGAACGGUAUCUUGUUGCAAAUGUGUCAGCACUUUUCUAUACUAAAUCGUGUGUACACCCUAGCCACACUACGCUCGGAGCUUUUAAAUUUAAGACUGAUGAGUAGAACCGAAUACCGACAAGGCAUUAGAGGCUAAAGUCACGAGUUGUGAUCUAGUUGUAAGCACAUGGGGGUAGGGUCGUGCAAUUUAGGUACAAAGCUUUGCUAAACCGCCUGUCUCAAUGUAAGGAGAUCGCGACCGUAAACGGUACAAAAUAUAGUUGCUUGUCGCCAAAUUUGGAGGUUAAUAGAUGCGUAGUGUUAUGCUCUUUAUUAUACCCACAAAUUCUAUAUCACUAUAGUAUUUUUGUCUUGGGCACUUAAUUGUUUAACAAAUAGUUUUUGAAUACAAACACCUUUUGUGGAACAAUUAUUUGUGGUCUUUAAACUUAACAAAUUAAAGCUUUAACAAAAUGUUACACUGAAACACUGAUGUCGCUGAAUAUUAUAUAUUUGUAAAACGCUCGAUCUCUUUAAAAGAGCAAACUAAGUACCUGGUUUUUGUACUUUUGUAUAUAGUAUUUCUAAUGUUUAGAUUUAAGCUUCAACAAUGAGUUUAUUUCGACCGCAGUCGGCUAAAAACUAUUACGAACCUUUUUCAUAAUAAAUGGUUGUAUGAAAA
Colias croceus (clouded yellow) is the source of this 1727-nucleotide messenger RNA. Its product is annotated as zinc finger protein 512B-like. Lineage: Eukaryota; Metazoa; Arthropoda; Insecta; Lepidoptera; Pieridae. The coding region runs from base 9 to 932 and encodes 307 amino acids. The transcript is spliced from 5 exons. The record is from RefSeq and is a predicted model, not a curated record.